UACAAAAAUACAUGUCUGACCCUGUAUGUAUUUUUUUAAGUUUCAUUUAUGAGUAUUAUUGAUAGAUUUAGGACUCCGAAGUUGACUCUGCGGCAAUUUUUCAGUAAAAUGGUUGUGGGAGAUGGGUCAUUACAAAUAAAACAAAGCGAUUUUAGUAAAUGCGUUACAUUAAACGUCAAUAUAAAUGAUUAACCUACAUUUUAUAUUCGUUCAAUAAAUUCUAGGUAUUACCUAAGAUGGUAAUAAAGAAGCUCAAAGUCUUAACAAUUCGGGAAAAAAUGUGAAAUGGCUCUUAGGCCCGGUUUCACCAACAUCGAAUUAACACGAGAGUAGCUACCCCAAUAUAAAUUUAUUCUAACCAUUUACCCCUUGGUUAACUUCAAUUUCAUUUCACCAAGUUAGUCUGCGGAUAUCUUAAUCUUGUUUAGUUACUCUGUAACCUUGAACGAAUGGAUGGAAUGAAACUAGAACGCUACCAAGUAAAAUAGUCCGGUUGUUCCGUGCCUGAGCAAUGGCGCUCCCUAUUUUCUAAAAUUGUUUGGAUAAUGUUUUGACUUAUGCUUUGAUCAUAUUUGAUUAGUUUCCUUGUUUAUAAUUGUCAUCAAAAUAAAAAUAAAUAAAUAAGACCUGGAAAUGGCAAAUUAUAAGAGAAAGCGAUCUGCUAAUUGGAUGGCAUCAGAAAAGACGCAGCUGGUAGAUCUAGUUACUGAGCAUUUUCAUGUCAUAGAAAAUAAAAGAACCGACGGGGUUUCAAUGAAGCAAAAACUUGCGGAAUGGACGACAAUAUCCAAUAAAUAUAAUUCGCAGACAACGCUUUCCCACCGUACUGCCGAAAAUUUGAAAUCCCAGUGGGAAAGUUUAAAAAAAGCUACCAAAAAAGAAGCAUCUUUUAAGAGGAUGCAUUUAAUUAAAACCGGUAAGUGUAUGUUACAAAAUUUUUAUGGCAAUUGUAUCUAUAAAUCUACAAAAACUUGUUUUUUCUUAGGUGGUGGACCAUCAAGGCCGAAGAUUGAUGAUCCUCUUCAAGAGAGGAUCCUGGGUCUUAUAACGCCAAGUGCUGUAGGUCUACAUAAUCCGUAUGAUAAAGAUAAUGUAAACGUUACAGAAAAUAUCACGGAAUCAUUUUCAGCAGAGGCACAUAAAAAGGACGAAUUAUUACAUACAAUUCCUGGCCCUGAGGUUCAGACUAAGUCAACACACCACGUUGAUACUAAUGAAACCAUGAAUAAUGUGGAUUGGGGCGAUUACACUCCAAACUGUCUAAAAACGCCUGUUUCAGAACAAUUGAAACCUUCAGGCAAAAAAAGGCCUUAUUCAGGAAAACGACUUGAAUGGAUGUCGAAAAGGCGGCCGCAACUUACGAGAGCCUCUCUUGAAAACUUGCAGGAGUUGAAGGGGAAGGCUAUUAAUGUCCAAAUCGAGCAUGCAGCUAAUGAGAGAGAAGAAGCUAAAAAAUUGUUUGAAAUCCAAAUGGAUAUACAACAAGAAAUUUUAAAACAAGAAAAAAUUAAAACUAGGUUGCUACUUUUAGAGUUGAGACAAAAAAAACGCAAAUAAAUAUUUAUUGCUUA
This is a messenger RNA of Trichoplusia ni (cabbage looper), 1571 nucleotides long. RefSeq lists its product as uncharacterized. Lineage: Eukaryota; Metazoa; Arthropoda; Insecta; Lepidoptera; Noctuidae. The coding region runs from base 634 to 1557 and encodes 307 amino acids. The transcript has 3 exons. The record is from RefSeq and is a predicted model, not a curated record.